This is a messenger RNA of Mytilus californianus (California mussel), 1582 nucleotides long. RefSeq lists its product as uncharacterized. The record is from RefSeq and is a predicted model, not a curated record. Bases 134 to 1435 code for a protein of 433 amino acids. The transcript is spliced from 4 exons. Lineage: Eukaryota; Metazoa; Mollusca; Bivalvia; Mytilida; Mytilidae.
AUUUAGCAAAUCGUGAUUACACCCAGAAAUGUAGUUUGGCGUAUUGAAAUAAAAGGCGAAGGUUAAACCGUUACACAGGGACAAAUUUGUGUGCCGUUUGGUAAGCUAACACGGAGAGGACUUUUUGUCCAAGAUGAAGAUAUUGCUAUUUAUAGUUUUAAUAUGUUUCAUUGUUCGAAAUUCACAUCAACACGGUAAUGUUGCUAGGGACAUCGUAUUUUUAAUUGAUGGAUCUAACAGUAUCACCGAUGCGGACUUCCGACGACAAAAACAUGUUGUGGCUAAUAUGAUAGAUAAUUUCAAAAUUGGGAAAAAGUCUGUGCAUGUUGGUAUUGUGGUAUUUAGCAGUACGAUAGGUGACAUCGUUCACCUACAACCAUUUAAAUCAAAAUACUUAUUGAAAAGGUUGGCAAAAAAUUUACGACAUCCAAAAAAAGGAACUAAUACUGCAUUGGGCAUUAGACGCGUGCGAAAAAUGAUGCGAGAGGAAGGACGGUCUUUCGCGUCAAAACACAUGGUCAUUGUUACCGAUGGUCGAUCAGUCUCACCAUUUCGCACACAUUUGAUGACUUAUUUGGCCAAGAGGGAAGGAAUUAAUGUUAAAGUAAUUGGUGUAGGAAGGCCAAGAUUGAGGUAUAAGUUGAAAAAAUUUGCAAGUGACAGAAAGAAAAUGUUGCGGGUGACCAGAUUUCUACGUUUGAAAUUAAUUAAAAGUGCUGUGAGAAAGUAUAUUUCUAAACGCGUACUUUCAGAUGCUGUUGCUGCUGAUAAUGAUGAUGAUGAUGAUGAUACUGAUGAUGAUGAUAACAAUGAUGAUAAUCAUGAUGAUAACAAUGAUGACAAUAAUAAUGAUAAUAACAAUGAUGGCAAUAACAAUGAUGACAAUAAUAAUGAUGACAAUAACAAUGAUGACAAUAAUCAUGACAAUAACAAUGAUGACAGUAACAAUGAUGAUAACAAUAAUGACAAUAACAAUGAUGACAGUAACAAUGAUGACAAUAAUCAUGAUGACAAUAAUAAUGACGACAAUAAUCAUGACAAUAAUAAUCAUGACAAUAACAAUGAUGACAAUAACAAUGAUGACAAUAACAAUGAUGACAAUAAUAAUGACGACAAUAAUCAUGACAAUAACAAUGAUGACAAUAACAAUGAUGACAAUAACAAUGAUGACAAUAAUCAUGACAAUAACAAUGAUGACAAUAACAAUGAUGACAAUAACAAUGAUGACAAUAAUCAUGACAAUAACAAUGAUGACAAUAAUCAUGACAAUAACAAUGAUGACAAUAACAAUGAUGACAAUAACAAUGAUGAAUGUAACAAUGAUGAUAACAAUAAUGACAAUAAUAAUGAUGAUAAUAAUGAUGAUGAUAAUCAUGAUGAUAAUAAUCAUGACAAAAACAAUCAUGACGAUAACAAUCAAGAUUCUGUUAAAUGAUUUUUAUGAUGAUGAUGAUGAUGAUGAUGCUUAUGAUGGUUUUGAAAAGAUUUUUGACGAUGAUGAUGAUUAUAAUUAAUAACAUUGUAACCAGCAAAUACUAUUUUUCACACCAUCAUGACCAUAAAACUAUUAAAAAAAUAGAUU